UGGGUUAUUACUUACACCGCACGGAACGCGUCGCUUUCAUGUUUUUAUUUUAUUUUAUAACUAUAAUGUAAGAAAUAUAAUAAGUACUUUAUCUGUUAUUACAUUAUUUAUGUAAAAAGUGUAAGAUUUUAAAUUUUAUGUAGUUCAUUACAUUAUAAAGAAUUUAGGUUACAUAAAAAAGCACGUAGCAAAAAGGAGCAACAUGGUUCAGGCUACAGAUGAAAUGGAACAGCCCGACUUGCCACAAGCUGUAAAAUUAUUAACAGAAAUGAAUAUGAAUGUGCAGCAAGUUUCACAAUUAGUAGACAAUAUGUUGUUACGAGUUAAAAGUGGUGAAAUAACAACGGACAAGGGUCUUAGUUUUUUAGAAAUGAAAUAUCAAAUGCUUCUAAGUUAUUUAAUUAAUUUAACAUAUAUAGUUUUGAGGAAAUGUUCUGGAGAGAAGAUUGAAUCUGACCCUUCCAUAGACAGGCUUGUCGAAAUACGCACUGUCUUGGAAAAAAUUCGUCCAAUAGAUUCUAAACUCAAAUAUCAAAUUGAUAAACUUGUCAAAACUGCAGUUGUUGGAAGUUCAGAUGAUGAUCCUCAAUCAUAUCACGCUAAUCCCGCCAAUCUGGUUAGUAAGAUAGAAAAUGAAGAUGAAGACAGCAUUGAAUCAGAUAAUGGCGACAAAAAAGACAAAAGUGAAAAAUCUAAUAUAUAUGUACCUCCUAAAUUGGCAGCAGUGCAUUUUGAUGAUAGUAUAUCUAGGAAUGACAGUGAAAAGAAGAAUAAGGAAAGAGCCAAAAAACAGUUUCUUAACUCAAAUGUUAUGCGAGAACUUCGUGAAGAAUACUCUGAGGCACCACUGGAAAUGACUACAGGAAAUCAUGUUAAGCACUCAAUAUCUAAGUAUGAACAAGAAAAAACUGAAUAUGAAGAGAAUUAUCUGACUCGUUUGCCAGUAACCAAAGCAGAAAAAAAUCGAAGGAAAAAGUUGACAACCGUUGGUAUGUUAGCAGACGAAGUUACCGGCACUCGCAGUACAGCACGUAAACACAAACUAAAAUCUAAAAAAGGUAAAGGGUUUAAAAGACGACGAACUCACUGAUCUCGAUAAUUACUUUUAACAUAUUCCCCUUCAAUUUAUAUUAUUGUCAAGCAUUGCAUAUGUAAAAAUAUUAAAUAUAAAAAAAUAUAAAUUCACAUGAAAAUACAUAAAUAAAUAUAGGCUUUUCAUCAAUUUUUCAAUCAAAGUUGGCAAAAUAAAGACUAUUAAUAUGUUAUACUAAAUUGUCAUUUACACAAUAUAUUAUAAACUGGUAAAAUUAAAAGGUGGUACUAAGAGGCUUGGUUAUGCAUAAUAUUUUAAUAAGUAUGGAUUAAUUUUUCAUUACUAGUUAUAUAAAAAGUGGUGACAUAAAUCGCAUGCAACUUCAGUUACAUGCAUUAAAAACCCCUGAUACAUAUCAAGUAAGUGUGAUUUAUCAAGUGGGCUAGCUAUGUCACAAACUCGAAUUAAAUCUUUUUCUUUUAAUUUUUUUAUAAUUUAGUAUAGGAAAGUGAAUAGGCAUUUAGCUAAUGGUAAUCAAGCAAUACUUUGUGUUGCUGUUUGGUGAUAGACUAAGUGUUCCUACAACUAAACUGAACAUAAUAAAUCUCUAUCACCAAAUAUAAUAAAACAAUAGACUUGUGAUGAAAACCAAGUGAUAUUGAACCAUAUAAUUAACAGUGCCAGGGCCUCAGUUGCUUGAAGUUUUCAGUUAUAUUAUUAAGUGAGUAACUUGCAAUUAAAGUUAAAAACUUAAAGCUAAAUGAAUAGUAUGACAUGAUAACAACCUUGAAUGUCAUUGUUAACAUCAUGUUUUAGAUUGAAGUUUUUUGUACUGCUGAAAUGUCUUUGUAAUUAAUUAUAUUCUCAAUCCAUUUUUUGUUGUCACUGUGCAAUGAUAAAAAACGAAAAGUAAGAAAUAAGUCUAAAUUGAGUCUUUCUCUCAAGAAUGUUGGGCAAUUUUUUUUAAUGCUAAAUUAUUUUACGGCUUAUGGUAUGUAGUACAUAGAUUGUGAUUUAUAUUAUCUAAUGAAAUAGGAAGGCAGGGUAAUUGUAUUCAAUUAUUUGCCCUUUUGGUAUAUGAAUGGGAUUUUAUCAAGUCAAGCAGCAGGGCAGGUAUCAAAUGCCGGUCGUCCGAAGAUUGAGGCUCUUCCUGGAUAUUUAUUUACAAUAUUCAUACUUGGUCCUAGGUUACGUUUUCUUAGUUGUCUAAACAUUUUCUUUAACAAUCGCAUCAAAGAUCAUAAAUAUUAUUAGCAUACAUUUGUUUUUCUUCUUUAUUUGUCUUAUGGUAUGAUAAAAUACUUCAUAUUAUUUAUUAUAUUUACAUGGAGGUAUGAAAGUUUGACGAAAUGUAAAUCCAGCUCCUAAAUAAGUUAUUGUUUGUUCUUGUUCCGAGAAUUAGUUUUGAAUUAUUUAUCAGUACAGUUAUUUCGUGGUUUUUUUUAUGCGAGCUUAGCCCGAAACAAACCCAUCUCGUGAAAAAAAAAACAAUUUUUUCUAAGUUCCGGCAAGCAUUUUAAAUGUAAUGAAAUUUAAUUUAAUAACGAAUUAUUUCAGACAUUCCUAACAUCAUUAAAAUUUAUAAUUCGAUUCGUUAGGUGCAUGUAUAUCAUAAUCAAUUGUAAAUGAUUUUCUCGAACAAAUUGAAUGACAAGGAAGUUAAAAUAUAAACAUGGUAAAUCACGUUAUUUAGGUUAGGGGUUUUUGCGCUCAAUUGCGCGCUUUUUCGUGUCAUUAUUUUUGUGGGAUGCUUUAUAACCGAGCCUUUCCGAAAUUAUCCUAUACUCAAACAAUCUUUGGAAUAGAUCAUCAUCGGCAGAUGACAAACUACAUAUGAGAACAUUGAUGUAUAGAACGCAGUUAAAAUGUCCUGAAACCAGUGUUCUUUAUUUUUUCCCCUUUACAUGCGCAAACGUCUAGGAGAGCUUAACUUCAGCCAAGCUUACAUGGAAAGCUCGUAUAGUAAAUAUUUUAUUAGCAUUUCUACCCAUAAUUGAUCUUCAAACAUCUAAUAUUAUCUUCUAAAUAUUUGAUCUUCAAACAUGCUCAAUAGCCAAAUUGAAAUGUAACUAAUAUGGCACUGAAUUAUGUUUCAUAAUAUGUCUUAUUUUGCUCGCUUGAUUUUAGAUUGAUGAGACAGUUAUUUUAAUUACAACAACAAGUUAAAAACAAACAGCUUUAGCAAUACAGAUUUAGUUUUUGGCCACUCUUUGAAAUAAAAUCGAAUAUAAUAGAAAUAGUUUAAGCAUAAGCACAUAACAAUGAAUUGAUAUAUUUUUUUACUAUAUGAUGAAGAUAAAACGAAUAGUCGCAUUGUCCUAUGUAUUUACAUGUGAUUUAAUCAUUUUUAGCUUAUGUUGUAAUGAAAUGGUUGGUUGUUAAUGUUACUUUAAAUUUCGAAAUAAAUUUACACAUUUAAAGUAAUGAAAGCAUAACCAUUUUUUCAUAGUAAAGCAGAUAAAAAUAAGAAUAUAAAAUUGAAGCUAAUGAAAAAGCGUUUGUAGUUAAAACAUUUUUUAACAUUAUCAUAAACUGGGGAAAUAACAACAACAAAUCACCUCCCUUAUGAAGACGCACUUUUUACAACUGUUAUAAAAUGAAAAUUUAGAAAGAUUUUAGUAUACAGGGUACUCCAUUGUCUAAGCACGUGCACAGUAAAUUUUAGCUCCUAUAUACCUAAUAAAAUAUAACUAUUAAAGUUAAGCUCUUAUUUGUUUCUCUAUAAAAUAUUUAUAAACAUCAUACUGGCUAUAAAAUGUUGGUUAAUUUAUGUGUACAUAGCAUUUUAACACAAUAAUUAUGUAAGUCACCUUUUGGAACUCUUUGCUGCUUAAUUAGUAAAAACGUCCAGGGAGGUGCUACAUCUUGCUUACUAAUGUUAUACUAAAUUGUUUCAUUUACGUAGGUACGUGUAUAUUAAUUAUUCAUGAAUUCGUCACUAUUAACUGUGCGAACGAAAUAACCAUAACUGAAAUGACUUAUGUUAUGAGAUAUUCACAGUAGCUAGAACUUUAUAUUGUAAAUACCUACACUUUUUUUAAUGAUGUUCAUGAAUCACAAAUGUUUAAAACUGCAGUGCAAAUAUCUAUUUUAAAUUUGCCUUACUAUGUGUAUUAUAUAAUAUAAAAAAGUAAACUAUAAAAAGUAAAAUAUUAAAUAAUAUAAGUAUGUUUAAUUUUAAGAAAGCAAGUGUUUAUAAUAAUGGAAACUUGAUAUGAAGGAAAAUGCAUGAAUGUGUUGAAAUGUAACUGAAAACUUUUAUUUUCUUCUUUUGUUUAGUAAUUAAUUUAUAUUUUUUUUAAGUUUUUCUAUAAUACAACUAAAGAUAAUUUUUUAAUUAAUCAUUGAUUUUAUGCGAAAUAUGUGAUACUAAUUUGGUACCAUACGAACUCGUAUCUACAGCAAAUAUCAGAUGAUUUUUAAAACAAUGGAUUUGACAUAAAUCAUAUUAGAUAACACAUAAAAACUCGUUUUUUUAAUUGGUAUUUAGCUUU
This is a messenger RNA of Nymphalis io (European peacock), 4527 nucleotides long. Its product is annotated as neuroguidin. The transcript has 2 exons. Gene Ontology annotation, biological process: maturation of SSU-rRNA from tricistronic rRNA transcript (SSU-rRNA, 5.8S rRNA, LSU-rRNA). Gene Ontology annotation, cellular component: nucleolus; small-subunit processome. The coding region runs from base 203 to 1090 and encodes 295 amino acids. NCBI's taxonomy places the organism in Eukaryota, Metazoa, Arthropoda, Insecta, Lepidoptera, Nymphalidae. The record is from RefSeq and is a predicted model, not a curated record.